This is a messenger RNA of Striga asiatica, 750 nucleotides long. NCBI's taxonomy places the organism in Eukaryota, Viridiplantae, Streptophyta, Magnoliopsida, Lamiales, Orobanchaceae. The record is from the annotation of a GenBank genome assembly.
AUGGCAAAGCCCAUGAAUUACAACAUUAUACGUAGUUGCAUUCGGCGUGUAGCCUUUUCUCAACAUCUCCUCAAACAUCACAACAGCAUUUUCCACACAGUCCUUCUUGCACAGUACCUGAAUCAGGGCAUUGUAAGUGGCGACAGAAGGGAGCACACCAGCUUCACACAUCUCAUCAAAUACCUUUUUCGACCUUUCCACCUCACCCGAAAUGCCAAGUCCGUGAACCACAGUCGUGUAGCUCACGACAUCAAUUUCUACCUUUCUCCUUUUCAUCUGCAAGAAAAAUUCCCACCCUUCUUUGAUCUGCCCUGCCCCAAAAUAACCCUUGAGCAGUGUAUUAUACGUGGUCAGGGUUGGCUCCAAACCCCUCUCGACCAUCUCCUUCACGACUUCCAAGGCGCGUGGGAGAACGUCGAGGAAGGUGUUGAACGAGUUCAGAUCUUGCUGGCAGCCGUGCUCGUGCAUGGACAGGAACACCUUGACGGCCUUGUCGGCUUUUCCGGCGGAAACGUACCGCUCGGUGAUUAUGGCGAAGGUUUUGGGGGAGGGGCCCAAUUUCAUGGACCGCAUUCGGCUCACGAGGGCCCACGCGGACUUGUAGUCCCGCAAUCGGGCGGCGAUGUCGAUGGCGUGGUCGAAGGCGGCGGCGGAGUGGCAGUGCGGGGAGUGGUGCCGGUCGAGGAGGUCGAAGAAUUGGAGGGCUUUGGGGCCAUGGUUCCAGAGACGUUUGAGGACUGUCUCGACUAG